AUGGAAGCAGCCUUUCAGUCCGGGAUCGCAUCUGCCUCCCUGCAAGUUGUCCUUGAAAAAUUUGCAAAUUUUUCAUGUAAUCAAAUAGGCCUGAUAACUGAUGUCAAUAAUGAGCUCAGAAAACUGCAAAGAACUUUCUUGAAGAUCCAAGCCAUGAUUGAUCAUGUUGAGAAUAAUCGCGGGAGGUUCAACUACAGCAGCUCCAAGGCAUGGCAAGCUUGGCUCGAAGAUGUUAAGACACUUUCGUAUGAUGGAGAUGAUCUGCUUGAUGAAAUUUCAUUGUUGCUCUCAACGUGCAACAAUAAUGGCGAUUCAGUUCUUACAGCACCAAAAAAUCAGGUGCGUAACAAGCUAUUGUCAUCUCUUAAGCUGAGUGUACCUCAUAAGAUAGGUAGGAUACAGAAAGAUUUGGAAGAUAUUGCAAAAGAAAUGGAUGGCUUUUUCAUGAUUGAAUUGGCGAAUAUGGGUGCCGCCAAUCUAACAACUAGAUCGCUAAAUCAUAGUUAUUCUCGUAGUACUAGUUCGUUGGUUGAUGACCGUCUUGUAAUAGGAAGAGAGCAGGAAAAGGACGAGCUUAUCAAUUUGCUGUUGGCCGAGGAUUUUUCUAUAGANGAGCAGGAAAAGGACGAGCUUAUCAAUUUGCUGUUGGCCGAGGAUUUUUCUGUGAUUCCGAUUGUGGGUAUGGCUGGACUUGGCAAAACAACACUUGCUCAAGUUGUGUAUAAUGAUGACCGAAUUGCAGAUAAAUUUGUUUGGCGAAUAUGGGUUUCUGUAUUUGACUUUGACAUGACUACUGGAGUGAAAAUUAUGGGGAUUGGGAUGUUUUGUGUUCACCUUUUAGGGGUUGGAUACGAAGGAAGCAAAGUUAUGGUAACCACUCGGAGUUCAGUAGUUUCAUCGAUUGUUGGCACAACUCAGGCUUAUUAUUUGGACAGUUUGUCAAAUGAUUAUUGCUGGAAAUUAAUGAAACAAAGAGCACUGUCAAAUAAAAAUGUGGAUGAGAAAAUAAAGUUGGAAGAUUUAGGGAAGGAGAUAGCAAAGAAAUGCAAAGGGUUGCCACUUGCAGCUAAGGCACUUGGAGGCGUCUUACAUUUUAAAUCAACUGAAAAAGAGUGGGAUGAGCUUUUAAAAAGUGAGCUAUGGGACUUGCCAAUGUAUAAGAAUGAUAUUUUUCCAGCUUUGGCAUUGAGUUAUCAUCAUCUGCCGGCACAUUUGAAGAAAUGUUUUGCAUAUUGCUCGAUAUUCCCUCGGAAUUAUGAGUUUGAAAUGAAUGAUUGUAUCUUUCCAUGGCUGGCAGAAAAGUUUAUUCAACCAGAAGGGGAAAGAACAUUGGAAGACAUUGGCAGUGAUUAUUUCAAGGAUCUGUUGUGGAGGUCUUUCUUUCAACAUUCGCGAGUCAAUGUUUACAAUCAAUCAUUAUAUAAAAUGCAUGACCUCAUUCACAAUCUAGCACGGCAAGUUUCUCCAGAGGUAUGCUUUUGCUGGGAGGAUAAUAUGUUGAACAAGUAUCCCUCGUUAAGGAAUGCUCGCCAUUUAUCUUUGCAUUAUCGGAACAUGAAGCCAAAAGCAUUAAAGGUUUCCGAUGCUUAUGAGAGAGUGCGAACAUUCUUUGUGUCGUGUGAAAGUGGCAUUUUCCUUGGACAAGUUCCUUAUGAUCUAUUUCUGAAAUUGCCAUUCUUAAGAGUGUUGGACCUAAAUCGAAUUGGCAUUGAUGAGCUGCCAGAUUCCAUCGACCAAUUGAAAUAUCUUCGCUACCUCAACCUCUCUGGAAACGACAUCAAAAAGCUACCUGAAUCAAUCACUGACCUUCUUGAUUUGCAGAUAUUAAAGCUUAAGGAUUGUCGUGAAUUUCGUGCAUUGCCUAAAAAUUUGAAGAAUCUGACUAGGCUAAGACAUCUUGACUUGGAUAUAAAAGGCCUGUUGAGUUCCAUGCCGUCAGAAUAUGGAAGAUUAACUAAUCUUCAAAAUCUGCAAGCAAUUAUUGUUGGAAGAGAUGAAGGAUGUGGAAUUGGGCAGCUAAAGAACAUGACAUUCCUUAGGGGGUCAAUUUGCCUUACAAAGCUUGAAAAUGUGUUGACUGUAACAGAGGCUGAGGCAGCAAUGCUAAACAAGAAGUCAUUCCUAGAUAAGGUGGAGUUCGAAUGGAGCAACUCUGUUGCUAGCCCUCGUCACCAAGAAGUCCUUGCAGGGCUCCGACCUCAUACAAGUCUUCAAGAGUUGUCAAUUACAAAUUAUAGUGGAUUCAUGUUUCCUAGUUGGCUAAGUGAUCCUUCAUGCAAGCUUGAGAAAAUUCAUCUGCAAAGCUGCCGAUUUUGUUCAGUUCUCCCACCACUUGGGCAACUAAAGUUCCUCAAACUUCUUCACAUUGAAAAUCUUUCCCGCUUAGAAUAUGUGGAUCAUGGUUUCUGUGGAAUCGACCGGUUUCCCUCACUGGAGUCAUUAAAAUUUCAUGAUAUGCCAAUGUUGAACAGAUGGGCUGAUUUAGAGGCCGGUGAUAUGCCUCACCUCUCUAAUCUCACCAUUUGGGAUUGCCCGAGUCUAAUUGCGUUGCCACCACUUCACAAUCUCAACUCACUCCAACAUUUAGAAAUCGGCCGUUGUCCAGAGCUUGCGUCAUUUCCAGAAGAAGGGCUGCCAUUAUCCGUUAAUACUUUGAUCAUUACAGAAAGUCCCAUUCUAAAAGAACGAUGCAGAGUGGAAGAUGGGGAAGAUUGGCAUAAAAUUAAUACAAUCCCGAAGAUAGUGGUUGACAAUAUUGAAAUUUCGCGGCAAGCGUGA
Ilex paraguariensis (yerba mate) is the source of this 2778-nucleotide messenger RNA. NCBI's taxonomy places the organism in Eukaryota, Viridiplantae, Streptophyta, Magnoliopsida, Aquifoliales, Aquifoliaceae. The record is from the annotation of a GenBank genome assembly.